AUGACAUUAGAUAAUAAUAUUUAUCUUUAUAAUCUACCCUAUGAAAUAAUAUUUUUUAUUUUGAAAAAACUCGAUAAUAUGGAUAUACUUUAUUCUUUAUUUGGCAUGAAUCAUCGGCUUGACAAUAUAAUACAAGAUAAAAUCUUUACUACUAUGCUAAAUUUUGUUUCCAUAUCGUCAUUAACUAAUGAUAUUUCUUCAAUUUCUGAUCGAAUGCUUGAUAGAUUCUGUUACAAUGUAUUACCAAGAAUUCAUUAUAAUGUGAAACAUCUUAUUCUUGAAUCAACCUCUAUGGGACGUAUUCUUCAUGCUGGCAGUUAUCCUAAUCUUACUGAACUUAAACUAUUCAACUUCAAUCAAGAAAUUAUCCCACGUUAUUUUAUAGAUGAUUCUCAUCUUCAGCAUAUUUAUAACCAAAUUAAUGAUCUGACACUUAUCAGUAAUGAAAAUAAUACAGAAAUGCAUUCGAAAGACUACACUAAUAAUAUCUAUACAGUUGCCUUGAAUCUAUUUAAAAAUCUAACACAUUUAACUAUUGCUGGAGCAUUCAACAAAGAUUAUCCACCUUUUUCGCUAGAUAAUUUAUCAUUAAAUAUGUUUUCUUCAACACUUACUAAAUUAUCUAUUAGAGUAAAUAUUUUUAAUGAUUGUCUUGCUUUACUUGAUGGUCAUCUCCAACAAUUAACUACAUUCAUCGUUUACGUUAAUUCUAUUGUUUAUGAAUCAUCACCAUCGUACAUGUUGAAUAAUGAUCUACCAAGUUUAAAAGUUUUCUCAUUAACGUCUUAUGAUGAUACUGACCAAUAUGAUAUGUUAGUUGUGCCACUUCUUCAGCGAAUGUUAAAUCUAGAAGAAUUAACUUUAUAUCUUCGUGUCACAAGACGAACAAUAUUCAUUGAUGGCACUCAUAUUUAUAAUAAAAUUCUUAUUCAUAUGCUACAACUUCAUACAUUUACUUUUUAUAUUAGUUCUGAAAAACGAAUUGAAGUUUUACCACUUCGUCUAUCUAAUUCAGAUAUUCAACGAACUUUUACAAAUACACUAAAUAGACAAGUGGUUUGUAGUGUACAUUAUUUUUCUGAUUUUGAUAACAUAUGUCAUGUCUUCUCACUUCCAUUUACAUUUGAUCAUCUUGAAAAAAUCUCCAAUCAUUUUCCGAAUAUGAUAUUUAAUUCUGUAACUUACUUGACAUUAUAUGAUAUUAUUCCAUUUCAAUAUAAAUUUUUCGUUCAAAUUGCUCAAGCUUUUCCAUUACUUAACUAUUUAUCUAUUAAUAACGAUGAACCACCAUCAUUGAACAUCUACAAUUCUCGAUUUAUUGAUAAAUCAUGGUUAACUAUUGAAUAUCCUUAUCUUACUUCACUUGACCUUAGUUUUGCACAUAUUUAUUAUAUUAAUCAAUUUCUCAAUGAAAAAAAAACAAUUCUACCAAGUCUAAGCGAAUUAAUAGUCGAUUAUGAACGAUUGAAAGUUGUGACAAAGAAUUUUACCAGAGAAAAAACACGACGCAAUUGUGCUACGGUUAAACGAUUGAGUGUGAAAGGCUCAAUAAAUUUAGAAAAUGUUUAUCGUUAUUUUCCUCUAUUAUUAAAUUACGAGUGUUGUCCUAAUUAUAUAUAA
Adineta steineri is the source of this 1620-nucleotide messenger RNA. The record is from the annotation of a GenBank genome assembly. NCBI's taxonomy places the organism in Eukaryota, Metazoa, Rotifera, Eurotatoria, Adinetida, Adinetidae.